Messenger RNA from Aspergillus tubingensis, 837 nucleotides. It is a transcript of the gene rpnL, whose product is annotated as proteasome regulatory particle lid subunit rpnL. The coding region runs from base 1 to 837 and encodes 278 amino acids. Lineage: Eukaryota; Fungi; Ascomycota; Eurotiomycetes; Eurotiales; Aspergillaceae. The record is from RefSeq and is a predicted model, not a curated record. Gene Ontology annotation, cellular component: proteasome regulatory particle, lid subcomplex; nucleus; proteasome regulatory particle. Gene Ontology annotation, biological process: proteasome-mediated ubiquitin-dependent protein catabolic process. The transcript has 2 exons.
AUGGCCAACGACCUCAAGGUCAUCGUGUCCGAGCUCCACAGCGCCCUCGGCCGGCAACAAUUCGAAGCCGUCAACGACCUCCUCAGUCGCGGCAAGCGCGCCCUCCUCCUGCAGAAUGUCCUGAUUCCCACGCCGUCAGCACCCGCCGAGCUGGUCGCCCAAGCCCGCGAGGUUCUCGAGCUCGGAGCUAUCGCCUCUAUCCGACAGACCGACGCACCCACCUUCACACGAUACUACCAGCAGCUUCAGCCGUUCUACGACCUGGAGCGGGACAGCACGAAUGCCGGCCACGUGGACAUCCGAAACAGCCAGCGCAGCAAGAUCACAGGCUUGUAUCUGCUGCUGCUGUUGAGCAUGGGCGACAGCACGAGCUUCCACACGGUUCUGGAGGGUCUGGUUGAGGAGGCGAGUCUAAAGGGCAAGAGCGUCGAGGAUGAUCCGUUCAUCAAGUAUCCGGUUGAGCUGGAGAGGAAUCUGAUGGAGGGAAGCUACGAUAAGGUGUGGAGGGAGACCAACUCUGAGCGCGUGCCCUCGGAGGACUUUGCGCUGUUCUCGAAUGUCCUGGUCGGAACCAUCCGCAGCGAAAUCGCAGACUGCUCCGAAAAGGCGUACCCGUCGCUCCCCAUCUCCAACGCCAAGAACCUCCUCUUCCUCGAUUCGGAGGGCGCCGUGAUCGAGUUCGCCCAGCAGCGCGGCUGGGUCCUCCGUGACGGCCGCAUCUUUUUCCCCGUCGAACCCGAGGCGGCUGCUCGGUCCGAGAAGGAUAUCCUCGUGGCCAGCGGCACGAUCAUCGAGAAUGCGAUCGGCUAUGCGCGCGAGCUGGAGACGAUCGUCUGA